ACUGUGCCGCAUACUAACUGUACAUCCUUGAUCGUCCUCAUGCAAGCCACAUGCCGAUUACAGUCAGAGAGGGCAUAUGAAAGGAAGUAUUUAUACAGGCUCUUACGUCUCACAGUAUCUCUAUAGUUGAUCUUUAUUGUCACUGUCUGUUUCACCAUGGACAGAAUCUCUCGUCUUUUACUCUCAGCUUUGCUGGGAGUUCAAUUGGUCGCUGCUGCUCCUGAUCAAGCGACAACCGUCGCAUGCAAAGAGAUCAACCUCGUCCUUCCUGGAAAGGUUCUUACGCCCACACUUUUGGCACUCGAGUACGAGAGCGAGACGAGCAAGUAUUGGUCAACAACCUUGCGAGAGAUUGAUCCAGCCUGCAUAGUUCAGCCUACCUCUGCCGAGGACGUAUCUGCCGUUGUGAAAAUACUCCUCAAAUAUCCCACGGUCAAGUUUGCUACGAGAAGCGGUGGCCAUGAUCCCAAUGUCGGCCAUUCAUCUGUUCAAGACGGAGUCCUUAUCGCCAUGACUGAUCUUGCUGGUGCAACGUACGAUGCAGCGAAAAAGGUUGCGUAUGUCAAACCAGGUGGUGAAUGGAACGACGUCAUCGGUGCUUUGGAACCGAGUGGGGUGACUAUAACCGGUGGGAGACUUGGAAUUGUCGGUGUUGGUGGAUAUCUCUUGCAAGGCGGUAUCUCCUUCCUCAGUGCUCAAGAAGGCCUCGCUGCCGAUAAUAUCAUCGGAUGGGAGACGGUCAUGUCUAACGGAUCAAUCGUGAACGUCGAUGCUGCCACCCACCCAGACCUCGCUCAAGCCAUGAGAGGAAGCGGCAGCCAAUUCGGCAUCGUAACAAAGUUCACCGUCAAAGUCCACCCAAUCGGCGACGUCUUUGGCGGGAUGUGCAUCUACACUGCCGCAGACCAGGAACCAGCACUGUACUCCGCUUUCCACAACUUUGCCGGAACGGGCGCCAACGACUCAAAAGCCGCUAUCAUAUUCACUGAUAACCUGUCUGCUGGAGGAGCCAAGACGAAGAUUGUGUUCUACUUCUACGAUGGUCCUGUGGCGCCUACAACGGGCCCGUUUGCCGAUUUCCUCAAGAUCCCGGGCCUGAUUUGUGCGCCCAAGACGCAGAAAUACUCUGAACUUCUACGAAACAACGGCGAGAGCUCCAGACAUCUCGACGCCAGGGUAUCCUUCCGAACCUACACACUCCCCUACAUCGCCUCGCGCCCGCAAAUGUACCAAGAAGUGCGCGACAAAUACGCCAACAUCACCGCGCCCUUUCUGACCGCACUCCGCCCCAAAGCCCAAUUCAGCACCGACUUCCAGCCCCUGCCCUCCAUCGUCGGCACCCACACCGCCGCAAAAGGCGGCAACGCAAUGGGCCUCACAGCCUCGGACCCGGACCGCCUGAUCCUCGAAAUCCAGGGCUCGUGGCAGCUUGCCAGCGAUGACGAGCAGGGAUACGGGAUCACCAGGCAGCUGACAGAGUGGCUGGACACGCAGGUCCCGCUGUGGCUCGCGCAGGCGGGUAUGCCGUCGCAGGUGUAUUUGCCGCUGUUUAUGAAUGAUGCUGCGGGGGAUCAGCCGGUGGUUCAGAGUUAUAGCGGGUAUGCUAAGUUUAGGGCGCUGCAGAGGUGGUAUGAUCCGUUGGGACUGUUUAGUCGGAGGGCGGGCGGGUUUAAGUAUUAGGGCUGGGUUGGUUGGUGUGUGGAGUGGAGGGAGGUGGAAGGGUGGGUUCAAUGCGGUGUGGUUGUGGGA
This is a messenger RNA of Dothidotthia symphoricarpi CBS 119687, 1749 nucleotides long. Its product is annotated as FAD binding domain-containing protein. Bases 157 to 1680 code for a protein of 507 amino acids. Lineage: Eukaryota; Fungi; Ascomycota; Dothideomycetes; Pleosporales; Dothidotthiaceae. The transcript is spliced from 6 exons. Gene Ontology annotation, molecular function: FAD binding. The record is from RefSeq and is a predicted model, not a curated record.